Molecule: messenger RNA, 2719 nt
Organism: Bombina bombina (fire-bellied toad)
Lineage: Eukaryota; Metazoa; Chordata; Amphibia; Anura; Bombinatoridae
Gene: ETNK2
Product: ethanolamine kinase 2
Exons: 8
Coding region: 166-1425 (419 amino acids)
Biological process (GO): phosphatidylethanolamine biosynthetic process
Cellular component (GO): cytoplasm
Molecular function (GO): ethanolamine kinase activity
Source: RefSeq, a predicted model, not a curated record
GAAGUAGCAAAUUUCUCCUCCUCUCUUUCCACCUUCACUCUGCGAUCUCCACUCUCUGUGUAGGGAGGGAGUAACACACUGAGUGUCAAGUCCAAGCCUUCUUUUCCCCCUCCUGUGGGUAUUUCCCACCUGAGGAGGGGGCCCAGGUCUCAGAUCAAGGAGGGGAUGGGUGAAGAGCAGUGUCACAGUGACAGCCCCACACUGCACUUUCAUAUUGACAGCCCCAUGCUGCGCUCCCAUGGUGACAACCCUGCACUGCUCUGUCAGUGUGACAGUUCUAUGAUUCAGUCUCAAAAUGACAGACCCACGUUGCACUCUAAUGGUGACAGCACAACUCUGCAAUCACACAGUGACAGCCCCACGUUGCCCUCUCGUGUUGACCUCCCUACCCUGCGUUCUCUUAAUAUUUCUGUGGAUGAAAAGAAUGUUAUUCCUGGAGCUCUGAGUAUUAUCCGGGAGCUGAGACCUGACUGGAAUCCUGGUGAUGUGCAGACCAAGUUGUUUACUGAUGGGAUUACCAACAAGCUGCUGGCAUGUUUUGUGGACACUGGAAUGGAGGAUGCAGUGCUAGUGCGCAUUUAUGGAAAACAAACGGAAUUGUUUGUUGACAGAGAGGAUGAAGUGACUAGUUUUCAGCUGUUGAGAGCUCACGGAUGUGCUCCUGCGCUCUACUGUACCUUCCAAAAUGGCCUCUGCUAUGAGUUCAUGCGUGGCUUGGCUCUGGGGCCUGAGCAUGUUCGCGAGCCUCAUAUAUUAAGGUUAAUCACACAUGAGAUGGCUAGAUACCACAGCAUCCCUGCUCAUAAUGGAUGCCUCCCUAAACUUGUACUGUGGCAGAAACUCAGAAAGUAUCUCUCCAUUCUUCGUACAGAUGAUGGAGCACAGAGCAGGUUGCCAUUAGGGACUCCCAGCUUAAAAGUAUUAGAGGAAGAACUUUAUUGGUUGAAAACUUACCUACCAACACUAGGAUCUCCCAUAGUCCUUUGCCACAAUGAUUUGCUAUGCAAAAAUGUUAUCUACAAUGAAGCAGACGGCCAUGUUCGCUUUAUCGAUUAUGAAUAUGCCGGAUAUAACUAUCAGGCCUAUGACAUAGCUAAUCAUUUUAAUGAGUUUGCAGGUGUGAGUGAGCCAGAUUAUCAGAUGUUCCCUAACAGACAGACUCAAAUACAGUGGCUUCGACAUUACCUGAGUGCCUAUAGGAGGUUGAUGCAAGAGGAGGGAGAAGUUCCAGAAAGUGAAGUGGAAACUCUUUUUGUCCAAGUCAAUCAAUUUGUGUUGGCUUCUCAUCUAUUCUGGGGGCUCUGGGCGCUGAUCCAGCACAGAUAUUCUGACAUUGAUUUUAAUUUUGGAAGGUAUGCAGUAUUACGGUUUAAGAGGUAUUUUGAAGUGAAACCAGAGGUAACUGCUCUGCGGACUGUGAAAUGAUGAACUCGUACAAGAUCUCACCAUAGUGCUGCUCGGCUGACAGAGGAUGAGUUGAAUAUCUGCCUUACCCAUGAGAGGCUGCACACUACUUAGAGAUAUUUUCUAUAUCCUCUGACAUCACUACUGAAAAUGAUUAUUACUGAACAUGGUCUCUGACCUCUGAAUUUACUAAAUAAACCUCAAAACCUCCAUUUGUAUUAAAUCUUUGAAAUGAUAUGGCUGCUGCCAUACACUGGUGUUAUAAUGCUGGAAACAGACGCUCUGUUGUAUUGAGAUGCAUUAAUGCUGCCAAUGGUUUCCUUUCAUUUUCUCACAACACAGAUUGCUCAUUAUACUUCCAUUAAAUAAGGAAGCAACAAGAAAGGUUUGUGGUGGAUUAGAUUAGGGGUGCACAACCUAUUCACUCGAGGGACCACAUUUAAACAGUAUGGGCCAACUACAGAGAAGAAAAUAUGCUGCAUUGUGGACCCUGGGCCUUAAGUUGGGUAACCCUUAUUUAGAAUAUAUAUAUAUAUAUAUAUAUAUAUAUAUAUAUAUAUAUAUAUAUAUAUAUAAAAUAAAGCACUUUCAUAUGCUUUUUAGUUCUAAUACAUAUAUGCUGCAAAUUACAAAAAUAUAAAUGCUACCAUGCAGCUGAAUUAUUUAUUUUCUUAAAGGGAUAUGAAACCCAAAAUGUUUCUUUCAUGAUUCAGAUAGAGCAUGCAAUUUUAAACAACUUUUUAAUUUACUUCUAUUUUCAAAUUGUCUCUGUUCUCUUGGCAUCUUUUGUUGAAAAGCAGAGACAUAAGCUAGGAGUGCGCAUGUGUCUUGAACACUCUAUGGCAGAAGUUUUGCAAGAAUGUUAUCCAUUUGCUGCCAUAAAGUGCUCCAGACGCCUACCUAGGUAUCUCUUCAACAAAGAAUACCAUAAAAGUCAAUUUAAAAUCUUUUUAAUUGUCUGAAUCACAGAAGAGCAUUUUUGGGUUAAAUAUCCCUUUAAUUUGGUACCUAACUAAGAGGUUGAUUAGCUGUCUGAUUACUAUUCCCCAUUCAGUAAUAUAUAUCUAUUACUUAUUUGGUUAAACACGAUUUCCUAUUUGACAGAAAAGAAAUGCCUUCCUUUUCCCAUCUCAAAAGCAGUGUAACCAAUUUUUUUGUAAGAGUAUAUUUUCUAAAUCUACAUCUCAACUACUCCACGUAGCAAGUGAAACUGUGACAUAAUGCUGAUGUGUGAUUAGAAGAUUAAUAUUUGUAUUGUUAUUAAAAUAAAUCUAAAUAAAGUAAUAUAUAUAUAUAAUUUUAUCUUAACAGAAAA